Penicillium cosmopolitanum is the source of this 1362-nucleotide messenger RNA. Its product is annotated as hexose carrier protein. Gene Ontology annotation, cellular component: membrane. Bases 1 to 1362 code for a protein of 453 amino acids. The transcript has 6 exons. Lineage: Eukaryota; Fungi; Ascomycota; Eurotiomycetes; Eurotiales; Aspergillaceae. Gene Ontology annotation, molecular function: carbohydrate:proton symporter activity. The record is from RefSeq and is a predicted model, not a curated record. Gene Ontology annotation, biological process: transmembrane transport; carbohydrate transport.
AUGGCCAACUUCUUCGUGAUUUUGAUAUCUCUUGUUGUGGCACUUGGCGGGUUUGUAUACGGUGUGGAUUCAGGUUCGGGAAUCAUUGCAACCACUCUUGGUCAUGACACAUUCAAAUAUGCCAUGCUAGGCCCAACCGGGGCUAACGCCUCCUUGACAGGUGCUAUUGUGUCUUUGUAUAAUGUCGGACAGGCCGUCGGAACAUUUGCGGCAGGAUAUUUGGCCAACAAAUUAAGUCGACGUUGGACAAUUUGCAUCAGUGCUGUGAUCGCCAUCAUUGGCGGUAUUCUGCAGACUGCCGCUAUCAAUGCCGACAUGAUGAUUGCUGGUCGAUUCUUUGCAGGAGUCGGUUGUGGCAUUAUGCUUACCAUCGUGCCUGUCUAUAUCGCCGAGGUCUCACCUCCCGAUCAACGCGGCACGAUCGUUGGUCUCCAGGGAUUUAUGAUCGCCAUUGGCUUUUUUGCAGCGAAUUGGAUCGGUUAUGGGGGUGCCUAUGCAACGGGGGAUGCUCAAUGGAGAAUACCCCUGGCCAUGCAAAUCCCCGGGCCACUGGCGUUGGCGAUCGGGUGUUGCUUUAUCCCAUAUAGCCCCAGAUGGUUAAUUCAAAAGGAGCGAUAUCAAGAAGCACAAGCGGUUCUAGCCCUCAUCCAUGGUAGCUGUGACGAUGAUAUUGUGGAGCAGGAUCUAGCUCAGAUCCGAGCUCAGAUUCACGCAGAUUCCAGUCAAGUCACCUCUUUCAAGCUCGCGGUGACAAAACUGCUCUCCCGUCAAUACCUACAUCGCACCUUCAUGGCCUGUUUCAUUCUCGUAAUGGGACAGUUCAGCGGAUCCUCCGUCAUUCAAAACUACCAGAGUAGCUUCUAUGCAGCUGUUGGAUUUACCGGAAAGACCUCUCUUCUGAUCAGUGGCAUCUAUGGAAUAAUGGGCGUCCUGGGUCAGGUAAUUUAUCUCUUUAUUGCAGCAGACAGGUGGCCGCGAACUCGAACAUUAUGGGUUGGAUCGAUUUUCCUCUCUGUUAUGAUUGCAAUUUGCAUGGCUCUAUCUGCUUUCUAUGGGAGUGCAAGCACCGAAAACAUGAGUGGUGCUCGUGCAGCAAUUGCCAUGAUCUUCUUAUACUCUUGCGGCUAUGCAGUCUUUUUCAACGGGACUAUUUGGGUGGUUCCCUCGGAACUGUUUCCUUUCUUCCUUCGAUCGACAGGCAUGGGAGGAAAGACUUUGGAGGAAAUUGCGGAACUAUUUGGGGACACGCUGGCUCCCGACUCAUCAAAAGACAUGAAGGCUGAGGACGGUAUACCUCCUAAGGGGAAAAUCGCUCAAGAGUCGCAAACUUGCGGGGCGUUUCAUGUGGAAAAGAUUGUCUAG